AUGAGCACCAUCCCCAGUGUCCACAUCAACGACAAAAGCCCCAUAGAGGACCGCGACACCUCCUCCACCUCCCCAACAACCCGCAAAUCCCUGCACCAGAACAUCUUCGGCAAACUACGUCCCCUCCCCUUCCAAUACCACUGGACAGUCUGGUACGACCGCCACACCGACGCCCCAGCAGCAACAGCAGCAGCAUCAGGCGCAACCACAACCGCAACAGCUGACUACGACUCGCGUCUCUACGUCCUACACGAGGAUGUCGCCGACAUCGCCACCUUCUACCGCGUCUACAACAACUACCCCUGGGACAAGAUCCGUCUGCGCGACACCGUCCACAUCUUCCGCAAAGGCGUGAGACCCGUCUGGGAAGAUCCCGAGAAUCGCAACGGGGGGUGCUGGCGCUUCCGGGUUCCGAAGAGUAAAGCCCAGGCGUUCUUUCAUGAGAUUGCCAUAUUGUGUAUGGCGAAUGAGUUUCAGGCUGUUUUAGAGAAGGAACACGACCACGUCCUCGGCGUCUCCACCUCCGUCCGCUUCAACUCGCAUCUCAUCUCCGUAUGGAACAAGCUCGGCUCUAAUGAACGGUCCAUCAAGGCUCUCGAACAGACUAUCAUCGAUCGAUUAUCUCCUGAAUUAAGACCCACGGGGACAGGUUCCACAGCUUACUUUUAUAAGCGGCAUGAUGAGAAUGAGGGGUUUCAGGAGGCUGUGGAGAGGAGUAAGACAUGA
Aspergillus vadensis CBS 113365 is the source of this 726-nucleotide messenger RNA. RefSeq names its product eukaryotic translation initiation factor 4E. Gene Ontology annotation, cellular component: eukaryotic translation initiation factor 4F complex. The transcript is spliced from 2 exons. Gene Ontology annotation, biological process: translational initiation. Gene Ontology annotation, molecular function: RNA 7-methylguanosine cap binding; translation initiation factor activity. NCBI's taxonomy places the organism in Eukaryota, Fungi, Ascomycota, Eurotiomycetes, Eurotiales, Aspergillaceae. The record is from RefSeq and is a predicted model, not a curated record. The coding region runs from base 1 to 726 and encodes 241 amino acids.